UAUUACCCUUUUUAAAAAUCUCUCAACAGUAUUUAAGAUGAUAUUACGUAACAAAUUAUGCCUACUUAACAGGCUAAUAUGGACAUAGAUUCUCUAAUUUUCAAACUAGAUAAUAAAUUGUGGGCAUAUGUUGCAUCUGGGCAAGGGAAAACACAAUUAGGUAUGGAGUAAUUAUUCAAUUGAUGGUCCUGAGACCUUACACAUUGCGUUACAACUAUCCAUGCAUUAUCACCAACUACUCGUGAAUUGACACCAUCCUAUUGGUUUUGGUACACCAAAUCAGCAUCUUUGUGAAACUAUGCAUCUAGACCUUUCAAACUUUACAAUGGAAUCUCUUUCCCGAAAAAUCCCAAAAAGAUGAACUUUUUUUCUAUCAGUACAGUAGGGGAGCUGUUGUUAGAUCUUUUAUCUGGCCAAUAUGAGAUAGAACUUUUUACCUUUCUGCUCUAUAUGAAUGAUUUGGCUGUGUUUUGAUUAGUCUCAUAACAGAGCUAUGGUUCUUGCUGAUCGGUCUAAGAAGGAAGUCCCUGCAAUUGGACUCAGCCUCGCCGCAGUGGAAUCCUUGUCCAUGCCUCUUGUUUGUUCAAGAAGUUGUUCUAUCAGCAGAUAUUCGAUGCGCCCGGUGUCAAAGCAGAGUAGCUGAGAUAAUGUCAAGGAUGAAAGAAAUGGAUUCUGUAUCAGUAAAUGUUUUGGAGAAGAAGGUGACAGUCACUAGUAGAUAUCCUGUAGUUAAAGCACCCCCAAAGCUAGUUGCUGCCUUGUACAAGAAGCCUCUAGGCAAAGCUGCCAUAAUCAAGCAUAUAUUCCGUUCUUCCCUCAGAUGAUUAAGAACACAUCUCCAGACUGCAAUAAUUAACGGGGUUGGAAACAUGCAUGAUAUACGUAGACCUUACCCCAUGUAAAAUAUGCAGUGAGGCUAGUGUUUGAAUUGUUUCAAUGUGCAAGUGUGCAUAGGCUAGUCUUAUGACUCUUAUUAGUAUAAAUUAAUUCUGAAAUGGCUUAAAUUCUGGGCAAACACAGGCCUUCCAUACAAGAAAAGGAAGCUUCAGAAUAGUACAAAGUGGGUAAAACAUAAACAUAGGACAGAGAAGGAAGAGAUGCCUAUCUUUGUUAUUGUAAUUAGGAUGAACAAAGCUUAGAACUAAAGUUAAGGAUGGAUGAUAAGCCAGCCACAUAUAAGAGACAAAAAUCUUCUUUCUAAUCCUAAGAAGAAUCAUAUUCCAAAAUGAAGUCCAAGAGUUUCCAAAUGAAGUACUAUCCAAGGAGAAGGAAUUGAUCUUCCCAGUUCUCACUUUUCAGCAUCUCUUUCUGGGUUUUCUGCUGUUGCAUCAGCCAAUCAUUUAUCCCCAACCCAACUAUGUCCAUCCAUAGCUAUAUCCCAGCAAAGAGUUUUUGCAUCGUAAUGAGAAUAAACAUCGACUGCAACGGUUGUUGCAGAAAAAUAAGGAGAAUUAUCCUUAACAUGAAAGAGAUAGAGACACACUUGAUUGAGAAGCACCAAUGUAGAGUUUAUGUUUGUGGGAGAUUUGCGCCAUCGGAUGUGGCGAUAAAGUUGGGAAGGAAGUUGAAACGCAGAGUCGAAAUCCUGGAGAUUCAAGAAAUUGAUGGCAGCAGGGAACAAGUAGACCAAAAUCCCAGCUAAUGAUCCAUUUGCAGCUUGCAUUGUCUAUAAUCAACCCUGACAGAAGGAUAUACGAUUAUUGAAAUGAUUUAGCAGCUUGAAUGAUAUGAUAAUUAUUUAGAGCCUGCAUUGAAUAUAGUCACAUUAAAAAAAAUUGUAAUGGAAAAGUCUAUGGCAAAUUUCAUCCUUCAUUCAUUGAUAGAAAGAGCUAGUAGAACUGUGUAAGGAACCAAAUAGGGAUAGCACAGCCGGUUAUCGGCUUCGGUCAAAAAGUAUGCU
Messenger RNA from Tripterygium wilfordii, 1900 nucleotides. Its product is annotated as heavy metal-associated isoprenylated plant protein 26-like. The record is from RefSeq and is a predicted model, not a curated record. The transcript is spliced from 5 exons. Gene Ontology annotation, molecular function: metal ion binding. NCBI's taxonomy places the organism in Eukaryota, Viridiplantae, Streptophyta, Magnoliopsida, Celastrales, Celastraceae. The coding region runs from base 1358 to 1642 and encodes 94 amino acids.